ACGUGGCUUGAUCGUCUUCUCUAAAGACCCUCAGAACCUGGACUCCUCAGUGAACCCUAGUGUUCGAGGAUACAACAGUCAGGUGCCAAGGUCAAGCAGCGGCUUUUUAGGGUGCAUUGAGACUCUGUUUCCUAACGAGAAUUGUGCGCCCUGCAAAUUGGGACUCCAUUAGUCUCGGGGAAGAGCUUCUCUCUGUUUAGCGUUCACCUCCUCGGUUUAGGAUAAGAGGACUCACCCUGGAGUUCAGCGGCAACUGAGCGCUGGGGCCACCAUGGGGCAGCGGUGGCUUCCCCUCCUGGUGGCGGCGCUGGCCGCCUGUCUGCUUCCUGCCCGGGGCUGUGUCAUGUGUGAUCCAAAGGUCGUGGAAGCUCUAAACUCCUUAGAGACUGAUUACCUGCCUGGCCACCUGGAGGCCAAGGAUCACAAAAACUUGAUGAUAAGGGUAAAGGAAGCCGUGGAGGAUUUCAAGAAUCUGCCGAUUGACGAGGACUCCUAUAUGGGGGUCGUCGACAAACCAACACUAGAAAAAGCAUCCUGGAGUUUGCUGAAGGAUAUGAAACGCGUCACAGACAGCGACGUAAAUGGUCAGCUCUUUGUGAAAGAGCUGUUGUGGAUGUUGCACCUGGCAAAGGAUACCUUUGCCAGCUACGCUGCUCAGUUUCAAAAAGAGGGUUUUUGUCCCAACAAAUGUGGUUUGAUGUUGCAGCCUCUGAUCUGGUGCAGUACCUGCCAGGAGCAGGUUCACGCUUGUCGAAAGUCCUUGGAUUGCGGAGAGCGCAAAGUCGAGGUCCAUCAAAUGGAAGAUAUGAUCCUGGACUGUGAGCUCAACUGGCAUAAAAUCUCUCAAGGCCUGACCGAUUACAGCUUUUACAGGGUUUGGCAGAACAAUUCUGAGACCUUGAUGUCCAAGGGGAUACAGCCAACCCUGACCAAGAUCAUGGUGAGUCCAGAGGAUGCAGGCAUCUACCGCUGCGAGCUGGGUUCUGUGAAAUCCAGUCCAGCCACGAUCAUCCAUUUUCGUGUCACAGUAUUGCCCAAAAGAAUCGUGGAGGAGAUACCAUCACCAAACACCGAAACCCAGGAUGAGAUGGCACCGGGUGAGGUGACUCUGGGUCGCCCCCAGCCGUCCACAACCCUCCAGUCACAGUCAUCGAAGCCCGAGAAUGUGCUAAGAAGCCGCCUCGUGGGGCUGCUGAUCUGGGGCUUCGUGGUGCUGAUAGCUGGCGUUGUGACCGCGAUACUUUACUUUGGGUCUGGGAAAGUGAUCGAUUUCAUAAAGUCCUCCUGGUUCAGCACUGGCCAUGGAGAUGCUCAGGACUCCGGGGUUUCAGCAGAAAAGACCGAUAAAUCAGGGAGAAAAUAAAAAUUUAUCUGGUUGUCUAAGUAUCU
Vicugna pacos (alpaca) is the source of this 1389-nucleotide messenger RNA. RefSeq names its product izumo sperm-oocyte fusion 1 (gene IZUMO1). NCBI's taxonomy places the organism in Eukaryota, Metazoa, Chordata, Mammalia, Artiodactyla, Camelidae. The record is from RefSeq and is a predicted model, not a curated record. Gene Ontology annotation, biological process: heterotypic cell-cell adhesion; sperm-egg recognition; fusion of sperm to egg plasma membrane involved in single fertilization. Gene Ontology annotation, cellular component: plasma membrane; acrosomal membrane. Gene Ontology annotation, molecular function: protein binding involved in heterotypic cell-cell adhesion; signaling receptor binding.